Messenger RNA from Drosophila miranda, 1072 nucleotides. RefSeq lists its product as uncharacterized. The transcript is spliced from 4 exons. NCBI's taxonomy places the organism in Eukaryota, Metazoa, Arthropoda, Insecta, Diptera, Drosophilidae. Bases 217 to 777 code for a protein of 186 amino acids. The record is from RefSeq and is a predicted model, not a curated record.
GGCGCCGGUGGCCGCAGGACUGGAGCCCACACAGCCGAUCGGCUUCCUGCAGCUCUUCCGCUUCUCCACCUGCGGGGAGAUCGCGUGGCUCUUCUUUGGGUUCCUCAUGUGCUGCGUCAAGGCGUUGACCCUGCCCGCAGUGGUCAUCAUUUACAGCGAGUUCACAGCACCCUCUCCGCUGCCACGAACAUCACCACGCUGUCGUUUCCCUUCACGAUGGCCAACAGCAGCGGCGGCGGGUACACCAUUCCCACGGGGACCCUGAGCAUCCUUCUCAUCGCGGCGAACGCCCAGCUGCCGACCAUCACGACAACGGCCAGUGGCUACGAGCCCAAUGACGUCAUCACCACGAUCCCCGUCUCGCUCUCCAUUCAGCGCUUCCCCUCGUCCCUGUCCAUAGUGGACCUGGCCCAGGAGCAGGACGGCUACAGCAACAGUGGCUCCAGCAACGGCAUGACCGUGGGGCCGGGUGCGGGCGGCGGCGGCGGCAUCACCACCACGGCCCUCCUGUCCGUGAAGCCCCUGAACGGAAGCGGCAACGGCAACAUUUCGCGGAACAACAGCUUCAGUCUGAGCUUCAACCUGCAGGACCCCACAGUGCGCUCCUCGGUGCGUUCGGCAGGAGCCCCCACAGUGGAUACAGUGGACAACUCUUCAUCCGGUGGCACGAUCGCCCUGCCCCAGAGCAGCGCCACGGCAACGGCAACGGCCACGAGUGCUACCUCAACCCUCGCCAAACACAGUCCCGAGGCCAAGACAGGAGAGGUCUAUGUCUGAGCGGAGGAACAGGACACCUAUUCCGACCCAUCCACUGGAUUAUAGCUUUAUUAUUGAUUUAUGUGGAACCAAUCCAUGAAGAGGAUGGUAGAAGAACACAGAUCUAAGAAAUUCUAGGCUCCUUUGUACAGAUACAGAUACAGUUACAGAUGAUCGACGAGGCAGAUGAAGCGGUGUGACACGUCGGGCGACUAACGAGCCCCUUAACUUGUUUGCCGCCCAACUAAACUGUUAAAAAUUCUUAAUUAACGCCAAUAAGGAAUACAUUAAAAUGCCGACGCCAAGCCAAGCAGCC